ACCCAAAUGGAAAAAAUUUCAUAAACCCUAAUUCAAAGUCCCUGCAACGUGUUGUUCAGGUAUCGAAGUUAUCAAUGGCGGAAGCGAUAGAAAAGCCAGCCAAAGAUACUGAACGCGAAGAAGUAGAAGAAGAAGAAGAGGAGCGAACCUUCGAAGAGCUUGGAUUGGAUGCUCGCCUUACCCGUGCUCUUAUCAAGAAGGGAAUCAGCAAACCAACCCCUAUUCAACGGGUCGCAAUUCCUCUCAUUUUGGAAGGUAAGGACGUGGUUGCUAGGGCAAAGACUGGUUCAGGGAAGACAUUCGCUUACCUUGUUCCAUUGCUUCAGAAGCUGUUUGCUGAUUUUGGUUCACGGAAUAAGCUUGCUCCCAGUGCAUUCGUUCUUGUGCCUACACGAGAACUCUGUCAGCAGGUUUAUACAGAAGUCUCAUCUCUCAUUGAAUUAUGUAGAGUUCAGUUGAAAGUUGUACAGUUGACGAGCAGCAUGCCUGCGUCUGAUUUGCGGACGGCAUUGGCGGGACCUCCUGAUAUUUUGAUUUCUACACCUGCUUGCCUCCCAAAAUGCUUUUCUGCUGGUGUGCUUCAACCAGCAUCCAUUAAUGAUUCGCUAGAGAUUCUUGUUCUUGACGAGGCAGAUCUUCUAUUGUCAUAUGGUUACGAAGAUGAUAUAAAAGCAUUUACAUCUCACAUUCCUAAACGUUGCCAAUGCCUUCUCAUGUCUGCUACCUCAAGUGCUGAUGUUGAGAAACUGAAGAAGCUGAUAUUGCACAAUCCUUUUAUUUUGACAUUGCCAGAAGUGGGAGAUAUUAAGGAUGAGGUUAUCCCAAAAAAUGUUCAACAAUUUUGGAUUUCUUGCAGUACUCGUGACAAAUUACUCCACAUUCUUUCCCUCUUGAAGUUGGAGUUGGUUCAAAAAAAAGUAAUCAUAUUUACUAAUACAAUUGAUAUGGGAUUUAGAUUGAGACUUUUUCUGGAAAAGUUCGGAAUUAAGUCUGCUGUUCUAAAUGCUGAGUUGCCGCAAAAUUCUCGUCUUCAUAUUCUUGAGGAAUUCAAUGCUGGGCUUUUUGAUUACUUGAUUGCAACUGAUGACAGUGAAACAAAAGAGAAGGAAGAAGCCAAUGAAGAGAAUAAUGUUAAGCUAAGAAAAUCUAGGAGGCAUGCCAAGCAAAAAUUAGACUCUGAAUUUGGAGUGGUGCGGGGAAUUGACUUUAAAAAUGUACACACGGUUAUCAAUUUUGAAAUGCCACGAAGUGCUGGAGGAUAUGUGCAUCGUAUUGGUCGUACAGGAAGAGCAUACAAUACUGGUGCUUCUAUCUCAAUUGUUUCUCCAGAUGAGAUGGAAAUAUUUGAAGAAAUAAAAUCGUUUUUAGGGAAUGAUGAAAACGACGCCUCCAGCUUGAUAACUCCUUUUCCUUUACUGACUAAGAAUGCAGUGGAGUCUUUACGAUAUAGAGCUGAGGAUAUUGCGAAGAGUGUCACUAAAGUUGCUGUCCGAGAAGCUCGAGCUCAGGAUUUGAGGAAUGAAAUUCUCAAUUCUGAAAAAUUGAAGGCUCAUUUCGAAGUUAAUCCGAAGGAUUUAGAUUUGUUGAAGCACGACAAGGUUCUGAGCAAGAAGCCCCUCGCUCCUCACCUACGUAAUGUGCCUGAUUACCUCAUGGAUCCAAAAACUCAAGAAGCCAGCAAGAUUGUGAAGCUUGCUAGGGCAGCAAUGGGAAAUACACAACCUGCACGCCGCCAUAGAUCCAAUAAAAAUUUCAGAAAAAGUAGAGAUCCUCUCAAGACUUUCACUGCUGAGGGAUCUGGAAAAGGUCGUAGAGGUGGGAUGAAGAGAGGAAACCACAGCGAGAACACAGAGAAACCUAAAAGGAAAAAAUCAAUUUGAUUUACUAUUCAUCUGCAAAUGCUGUGUAAACUGGGGUUUUAAUUGUCCCCUUCAUUUUUGUAGCAAAUUAUAGUAAUAUAUAUCUUUUAUAUUUUUCCAA
Molecule: messenger RNA, 1980 nt
Organism: Ziziphus jujuba (common jujube)
Lineage: Eukaryota; Viridiplantae; Streptophyta; Magnoliopsida; Rosales; Rhamnaceae
Product: DEAD-box ATP-dependent RNA helicase 16
Exons: 15
Coding region: 75-1880 (601 amino acids)
Cellular component (GO): nucleolus
Molecular function (GO): nucleic acid binding; ATP binding; RNA helicase activity
Source: RefSeq, a predicted model, not a curated record